CAUCCACCUUGCGAAACCGCAACCAAAGCUUAGUAGGUGCACCGGGGCAGGAGUAAAUGUGGGUCACGGCGCAGCCGUACGUUGGACCCAGAGUGCAACAUGCGCAGACCGACACGGAGUCCAGUUUAACGUUACUGUCACUAAACCUGCAAACGGACACUCGCAGCGAUGAGAUAUUUUACCUGUGUUUCAAGAUAGCAGCUCGGAUAUUUAUUUAUGGAGGCGACAUAGAGCACCGAGGGCGGCCUGACCUCGGUGUUGUCGAAACAAGAUGAUUAAAAACUGGGGUGUCAUUGGUGGGAUAGCUGCUGCAAUUGCAGCUGGAGUAUAUGUUUUGUGGGGCCCAAUUACAGAGAGAAAGAAGCGAAAGAGAGGUAUGGUUCCUGGACUGUUGAACUUGGGCAACACCUGCUUCCUGAACUCUUUGCUUCAGGGUUUGGCAGCGUGUCCGUCCUUCAUCAGGUGGCUGGAGAAGUUUUCAGGUUCGCCUACGAUCCAGUCAUGCAAGGACAACCAGCUGUCCACGACACUUCUUCAGCUUCUCAGAGCUCUGUCCAGUGAUGAGCCUGGGGAAGAAGAUGUACUUGACGCCGGAUGCCUCCUGGAUGUUCUCAGACUGUACCGGUGGCACAUCAGUUCAUUUGAAGAGCAGGAUGCACAUGAACUUUUUCAUGUCCUUACAACUUCUCUGGAGGAGGAACGUGAUCGUCAACCCAAAGUAGCUCACUUGUUUGACAUGCAGUUCCUCGAGAGUCUCCCUGAUCAAGAUGAGAAAACUAUGACCUGCAGAAGUCGAGCCCCUCUUCAUCCAAUACCAAGUCCUUGGAAGUUUCCGCACCCUUUUCAUGGUCGUUUAACGAGCAACAUGUCAUGCAAGCACUGCGAACAACAAAGUCCGGUGCGGUACGACUCAUUUGAGAGCCUCUCCCUGUCCAUCCCUUUACCUCAGUGGGGUCGACCUAUCUCUCUAGAUCAGUGUCUUCAGCAUUUCAUCUCCUCAGAAACCAUCAAAGAAGUGGAGUGUGAAAACUGCACCAAGCUUCAACAAGAGACCACAGUAAAGGGGCAAGUUCUGGAAAGUCAGAGGACAACAUUUGUUAAACAGCUAAAGCUGGGAAAGCUUCCCCAGUGCCUCUGCAUCCAUUUACAAAGACUAACGUGGUCCACCGAAGGAACCCCCAUCAAAAGACAGGAGCAUGUGCAGUUUACAGAGUAUCUGUCAAUGGACCGCUACAAACACAACAUUUCCACACAGAGAAGUCAGCGGAUCACGUGUGCUCCAAAGCCCAUGAAGGCAGAAGAUUUGGAUGAUGUCAUUGAAAAGCCCACUGCCAAUGGCACUGAGCAUCAUAACAACAACAGACCUUUUUCCAACGGAACCUGUUCAUCUGUAUUUCUUCACUCUCCUGGUGUGAGCCCACAGCUCGGCCUCAUGUAUGACUACAGUUCUACGGAGUAUCUUUUCCAGCUCACGGCUGUGCUGGUCCACCACGGUGACAUGCACUCAGGACAUUUUGUCACGUACCGCCGCAGCCCUUCCUCACCUCGCAGCUCUUCACCCUUCAGCUCCCAGUGGCUCUGGGUGUCGGACGACUCGGUAAGAAAAGCCAGCCAGCACGAGGUGCUGUCUUCCAACGCUUACAUGCUCUUCUACGAGAGAGUAAGAAGGCUGAACCUUGCUCUGCACUCAGAGGAGUAACCAGAAGCUCAAAAGCCUCAAAGCCUGACUGACUUCUGGCUUUCCAGUCAAACUGUCACGGCUGUAUGUGACAGUUUUAACAGAGUUACCAACAGGCGGAUUAUGACUAUGUGACAGUGAGACAAGAGAGGAAAGCCAUCCUGGAGUUCUUGUAGAGAUAAUUUUACAUCACGGAUCACAGCGAACGUGUUGAAGAUCGUUGUAUGAUGUUUUCUGAUAUUAAAUCCACAAGUGGACACUUUGCCUUGUGCUCUGAUCCAGAGUAGGAUGCUCUUAAUCCCAAAGAUUAUGGACCUGCAGGAUUUUUAGUCAAAUAUCUUCGACACAUGUAACAGUUUCUGUUAUGUAAGAUCUUUGCUUCUAUAGGACACACAAAAAAAACCAAAACAGGAACACCUGACAAUAUAGUGGAUUCUAAGGUAAUAGCCCUGCAAUACAUUGUUCAUGUGUGAAGUUUGUAGUGUUAUUUUUGUUGAGGCCUUCAGAGGUGUUGACUCAACUCAACAGAAGUAGCUGAUUAGGACUUCACGGAGAUGUUACUUGUCAAUUAGGUAAUUCCUUAACUCUGGUUCUCUAUUUUCUACUCUAAUCUAAUUUGCCUAAUCAUUCCCAGCAGUGUACGUUAACUGUAAUGGAAAUAAUGUUUCAAUCGACACAGUUCACAAGACAGUUCAUUGAAUUUGAUAUUUUUCUAUGUUUCCAAUAAUCCUUACACUGUCAUGAUUUGCAGAGCUGCAAAGUUGAGGUUAAAGUGCCAUGUUGUCUUUAAUGCUCGAGAUUUUUAAACACAUUAAAACCAUGUCUGCUGCAGCUGAUGUGAACAUACAUUUAGAUCUCUUCUUGAAAACACGAUACAUCAGAACUGUUUGGCAUGGUGUUGAUGUUUCAUGGAUUAAUAAUGACCUGCUCUCAGUUAAUAAAGCCAGAGUAUGACUGCAGGUUUUUAACUCUGUGUAACUGAUAACUGCCAUUUUGCUCUGACCAAACCAACUAAGUAAAAUUGAGAAAUGGCCUGGUGCAAAACCCCUUGUUAAUGUUUGCGAUUUGCACUAAUGUAUAUUCACUUGAGAUUAUGUGUAUUUGUGUGCAAUCUGUAAAUGUGAUUGUUUUCAGGUAUUAAAAAAAUAAAAAUA
Messenger RNA from Xiphias gladius (swordfish), 2832 nucleotides. RefSeq names its product ubiquitin specific peptidase 30 (gene usp30). Lineage: Eukaryota; Metazoa; Chordata; Actinopteri; Istiophoriformes; Xiphiidae. Gene Ontology annotation, cellular component: nucleus; cytosol. The record is from RefSeq and is a predicted model, not a curated record. The transcript has 13 exons. Gene Ontology annotation, biological process: protein deubiquitination. Gene Ontology annotation, molecular function: cysteine-type endopeptidase activity; cysteine-type deubiquitinase activity. Bases 272 to 1699 code for a protein of 475 amino acids.